Cannabis sativa is the source of this 2571-nucleotide messenger RNA. RefSeq names its product aluminum-activated malate transporter 9. Lineage: Eukaryota; Viridiplantae; Streptophyta; Magnoliopsida; Rosales; Cannabaceae. Gene Ontology annotation, biological process: malate transport. Gene Ontology annotation, cellular component: plant-type vacuole membrane. The transcript has 6 exons. The coding region runs from base 356 to 2161 and encodes 601 amino acids. The record is from RefSeq and is a predicted model, not a curated record.
UAUGAUAGUAGCAUGAAACAUGUAUAUACCGUACAAGCUCACUCCUGAUCCAACAACUCUAAUAUCUUCGAUCAUGUAAACGACGUCGUUUCAAUCUCAAUCUCUCUCCCUUUACCAUCGCCAUCACUCUUCAGAUGCCGACUGCAACCUUCUAGUAUUCUCUCUAAUGAAAAUUCUUUUCUUUUCUGAAUUUUUGGUUUUUUUUCUCCUCUUCAUUUAUCUCUAACUUAAAUCCUUUUUAGAUUCCCAAUCGCCACAGGGAAAAAAAACCAUUUCUGAAUUUUCCCUUUUCCCGAGUCUCUGUUAUCUGGGAUUUUCUUUUCCUUUUAGGUUGAUUUCUGGGGGUUCAUUAUCCAUGGCAGCCAAGUUUGGUUCGUUUAGAUACAAUUUCGCAGAGAAACGAGAGAGAUUGCUAUCGACGAAUAAGGGAUAUUCGGAGCUGGGUUCCUUCGUCCCCAUUGAAGACGAUGAAGAAAGCCAGUAUGCGUCUUCUCGUUGCUGCUCUUUCCGAUUGCUUUCCGAUAGGUUUGUUAGUUGGGUUAGAAAGGUACAAGAAGUUUCAGCUAAGGCCUGGCAGAUGGGUUUGUCCGAUCCGAGAAAGAUCAUCUUCUCAGCGAAGAUGGGUCUGGCUCUCUCGCUCAUAUCGUUGCUGAUUUAUCUCAGAGAACCGUUUAAGGAUUUGAGCCGUUACUCUGUUUGGGCUAUUCUCACUGUCGUCGUCGUCUUUGAGUUCAGUAUAGGAGCAACUCUUAGCAAAGGAUUUAACCGUGGUUUGGGUACAUUAUCUGCUGGAGGGCUUGCUUUGGGCAUGGCAGAGCUCUCGAAAUGUGCUGGAGAAUCGGAAGAAGCUAUAAUAAUUGCUAGUAUCUUUAUCGUAGGAUCUUUAGCAACUUAUGCCAAAUUGUACCCAACAUUGAAGGCUUACGAAUAUGGUUUCAGAGUCUUCAUCUUGACAUAUUGUUUCAUUAUGGUAUCGGGGUAUAGGACUGGGGAAUUCAUUCAAACAGCUGUGACAAGAUUCCUUCUCAUUGCACUUGGCGCUGGAGUUGGUUUGGGUGUAAAUAUAGUCAUAUAUCCCAUCUGGGCUGGUGAGGAUCUUCAUAAUUUGGUAGCUAAGAAUUUCAUAGGAGUUGCAACCGCUUUGGAAGGUUGUGUGGACAAUUACCUAAACUGCGUUGAAUAUGAAAGGGUCCCUUCAAAAAUUCUCACCUACCAAGCGUCUUCGGACGAUCCACUCUAUAAUGGGUACAGAGCAGCUGUAGAGUCUACAAGUCAAGAAGAUGCUCUGUUGGGAUUUGCUAUCUGGGAACCACCUCAUGGUCGUUAUAAAAUGUUUAAAUACCCAUGGAAGAACUACGUAAAAGUAAGUGGCGCAUUACGGCAUUGUGCAUUUACUGUCAUGGCAUUGCACGGAUGCAUACUCUCAGAAAUACAGGCUCCACCUGAGAGGCGAUUAAUUUUCUUCAAUGAACUUAGAAGGGUAAAAUCAGCAGGUGCUCAAGUGUUACGUGAACUUGGAAACAAAGUUAAAAAGAUGGAGAAAUUAGGAGAAUUAGACAUACUUCUAGAAGUUCAUGAAGCUGCUGAAGAGUUGCAAAAGAAAGUUGAUAAAAAGUCCUACCUUCUUGUCAAUUCUGAAAGUUGGGAAAUCGGCAGCAGAACAAAUGAAAUCAGUGCACCCCAAGAGUCCUUGAACGUGGAUGAUGAAGAAACAAAGUAUCACGAAUACAAGUCUUUGAGUGAAGCUGUACUCGAUCUCAAAUUUGUUCCUGAAGCAAAAGGUUGGGACAACGAUGUUUCGACAGGCACUGCUGGAUUCAACCAUGAUGGCAGGAAGUCUUUACCAAGUGCCACGACGUACACACCUUCAGGUACUCCCCCUGAUAACUUAUUUAAGAAUACAUCAUGGCAUGCUGGGCUCGCUGUCAAUGCUAAUGGAGAGUCUACACAUGAAGAAUCAAAAACUUAUGAAAAUGCAAGUGCAUUAUCUUUAGCAACAUUCACAUCACUUUUGAUUGAAUUUGUUGCAAGACUUCAGAAUCUUGUCGUCGCAUUUGAAGAGUUGAGUGAGAAAGCGAAGUUCAAAGAACCAAUAGAGUCACCAGAAACUGUAGAAUCCAAUGGAUUUCUGGCCAGAAUUUUUAGCUGUUUAAAGUCUUAGAAUGCAGAUACAAACCGUUAUUGACAGAUUUUGGUAGUGAAAAGAAAAUAGACCUUACAAUGACUAGGUCAAUGAAGGUCUGCAGCUAAUCAAUGACACUAGUUUUGGUGCUUAAAUUAGUACUCCUCUAUUUUCUACUGCUGACAAUUGGCCAAGCUGCAUAUUUGGGAGAGGCUUAGAUGACAAAAUUGGUAUAGUUCCAAUGAUGUACAAAGUUCAGAAAAUUUGGGAAACAAUAACGUGUAAUAUAUUUUGAAUGGCAUUUAAAGUUGUCUUGUUUGUUUGUGUCUAAUUUCAUGUGGAAAAUAAAAUAAAAUAGAGAACACGAGGCACUCAUACAGGAUACCAAUUAUGGGAUCAAUUUAUAUUUAAAUUUUAAUCAAUUUAGUACUCAACCACACUAUUGGCCA